UGAUUAUGGGGUUGGAUGUGAUAUUUUGUUUGGAUGUGUUUUUUUUGAUUUUGCAACAUUUUUGUCUUUUAAUGGAAAAAAUGAGAAAAAACCUAGGUAAAAUUCUUCCCAAACACCACCUUAGACGCCACAGGUCUAAAAUUUGAGGGGGAAAUUACUUUUUCAUUUCGCGCCCUCUUCUACAUUCUCUGUUUAAACAAACACAAAAGUCCUCUUCUCUCACACAUCACCACCAAACCUCACCCCACCUCAUCUCAGCACAGUCCCUUACCACCGUCGCUCACCGUAGCUCACCGUACAUUGCACAUCGGCACCGCCGCAGCCGCAAAUCACCACCGCCACCGCCGCAGAUCACAGAAUGGCUCCUGCGAAAAAGAUGCGCCGUUUCCCACCACCAAAGAGGGCAUUAAUUGAACCAUACUCAUCGCAGACCGAUACACCUACACCUACUCCUGAAGGUGUUGCAGCAGAUGGAUCUCAGACUAUUGUACCAUCUCCGUCUGAACAAGCUGCAUUGUCAGGAUCUGAGACUGUUGCACCAUCUCCGUCUGAAAGUAAUGCACCAGCUGCAUCUGAGAGUUGUGAAGCAUCUCCGUUUGAAACGAAUCCACCAUCUCCUCAAAGUCAACCGAGUGGCGCAGGUGCAUCUUCAUCAAAGCGUGUGCGGGGACCAACAGUUGGAAAAGCAACAGCAAAAAGAAUUGCCGACAAUAAUGGAAACAAGCUGUACAUUCCAAUCACGGAGACAUUCAAUGCAUUCGAAGGUGUGCUAGCGACCCCAGGAUCGAAUGAGAUCGGCCUUCAGAUUAGGAGGAUGUGCCCCAUUCAAGGCGUUAACAAUUGGACUGUUGCUGAGCCAGCGACAAAAGCUGCUGUUGUACAAGCUGUCCGGGAUAAAUUUGAGAUUAGGGAUAAUUACGAGGAGAAUUCACUAUCCCAAAAAGUUGUGGAAAAGAAGUGUUAUGUGUUAUAUAAAGAUUGGAAGUGCAGAAUGAAGAAGAAAUGGGAGAAGCUUGUGGAUGCGGGAAUUGAUCCCUAUGCUCAUCCAUACAUAGGAGUACAAUCCGAUGAUUGGAAGUAUUUGAUUGAUCAAGUAUGGUUGGAUCCUAAAAACAAGCGUCGCUACGAUGCCGGCAAACUAAAUAGGAGCAAGCUACCCUACAAUCAUAGUAGUGGGUCGCGAUCUUUUCCGGCGGCGAUGAGCAUUGCGGUGAAGGAAAACGGUGGCUUGUUGCCAGAUAUUUGCAAUUUCUACAAGGACACUCAUCAGAACAAGAAGACAAAAGAAUGGAUUGAUCCUAUAUGCUGUGAUUUACUUGAGCAAAUGACAAUGGUGCGGGAUGAGUCUAUUGAGUCUGGAACACCAAUGACACAAGAGGAUAUAUCAAGAGUGGUGCUGGGGAAGAAGAAGGGAUACUUGAGAGGUUUUGGGGUCGGACCAAAGCCCUCGUCUUGUGAUGUUGGGUCGAAUGUGGCAUCACAAGCACGUGAGGAGCACUUGAAAAGGCUUACAUCCGAGUUGGAGAUACUGCGUGCGGAGCAGCAGAGUGACCGUGAGGAGCAGAAAAAAAAGGAAGAGGAGCAGCAAAAAAAGGAAGAGAAGCAACAAAUAAAAGAGGCAGAGAAUGCAAGACAACGUGAGGAGAUGUAG
Camellia sinensis is the source of this 1651-nucleotide messenger RNA. Lineage: Eukaryota; Viridiplantae; Streptophyta; Magnoliopsida; Ericales; Theaceae. The record is from RefSeq and is a predicted model, not a curated record.